AUGGUAAUGAACAAGUCGAAGAAGAAAGAUUAUUGGAAUGAUAUCGGUAAUGAAGAGGGUUUUCUCGCUGCUGUCAGUCAACUGGGAUCUGACUAUAAAAUGUUAGAUGCCAAAGGUGAGGGCUGUCAAAACGCCGAUGGCAUAUGGGGUCGAUUAGCAGAAUUGACGAAACUUGACAGCAAAUCUACAUACGAUGCUCGAAAAUGGCUCUACACGGUGUGGAACAACGAUCGUCGAAAAGUUCGUACAACAUUUUUACGUACGCAAGCUACUGACGCUUCGUCAGGUGAUCCACAUAAAUCACCUGAUGACAUCACGAACAAAAGUAGUCAGAACACUGACGAAGCGCCGAAAAUUCCAUCGUUGAUGGCAAUGCCAUCUCUUGAUCCGAAAAACUUGAGAUCAAAGAGCAAGACAAAUUCACGUUGUGUAUAUUAUUUUACCAUGGCAUAUGAUCAAUGGAAGAUGUUUUAUGAUUACAAAAUAGAAGAUGUUCAUACUGGUUGGAGCGAUAGAAUUGUUUCUCACUUAUACAAGCUUGGUAUCACUUGCACUGUCAUUUUUCGAUAUCAUCAUAGUCGACUAAUAGAUUCACGAAAACAAAAUUGUACAUUGUUCAGUGCUAGCGGAUAUUGUAAAGUAGAAACAUGUCCUGUAAAGGUUGACAUUGACAUUGCAUCUGAACCGAAACAAAAAGGUGAUCCAUCGGUUUUUAAAGUAGUCGUUGUUGGUGAGAAAAACCACGAUCCAAAAAAACAAAAAGUCAGUCGUUCAGUUACAGGACCCCUUCGGGAAGCGAUCGCGAAAGAAGUGAAAACUAUUGGUGCAUUAAGUGUUUAUGAACGAAAUUUACGACAUGCUAAUGAAGAUUUGCUGAGAGAGGGAAACUUCAGUGAAGUUCCUUCCAAAGAAGUAUUGGACAAAAUCAAACAGGAAUAUGACAAGAAAUAUCGUUUGGAUGAAAAUUGUUUCAAAGAAGUGCGCAUGUUCGCGUUUGUCACUAGAUAUAGUGAUGUCCAUUCUAAAGAAGUGAAAGGUUUUAUACAAGCUGUUAGUGAAUGGCCAUUCAUCGUUAAAUUUUUUACAGAAAUACAAAUUGAUCGAUUUAUUAAAUAUUGUCGAAGUGAAAAAUACUCUUGUUUACAUGUCGAUGCUACUGGUUCUGUCGUACGCAAUUUAAAAGACCAGAAAGACGUAUUUUUUUACUGUCUUGUCUAUCGACACGAUGAUUCUCCGAUUUUACCACUUAGCGGAGCGCUUCUUACCGACCAUACAGCUGCUUCGAUCACCUCAUUUCUUCUUUCUGUUAGAAGUAAAUUGAUGUUGCGAAGCAAAACCGCACGUCCGGCAUUCGUUAUAAUUGAUUUCUCAGCAGCAUUGAUAAAUAGUGUACUCGCUUCGUUCAAUGUCGAAAAUAUUCAUACUUACUUACGACGUUGUUACAAUACAAUCAAUCGCAUGUACAAGACGAAGCAACUACGUAACAUGACGUUUUUACGCUUAUGCUGUUCGCAUGCGAUGAAAGCAUUUUCUCGUGGUCUUUUCAAGAUAAAUGUUUCAAAAGAAACUCAUCAUCAUUUAAUGACGUUUUUCGCUAUUCUAUUGAAUUCUACAAAUUUUGAUGGUAUUCUUGAUUUAUACAGAUGUCUUAUACAUAUUUACGGAGAUCCAUACUGUGAUACUCCCUAUACGACACUUGCUUCGCUUUUGAAUAAACCCGAAUUAGCUGGAUUUGAUAUUGAGCAUUUUUUGGAGGAGAGUGAUGUUCAAGAUGAUAAGGAGCUUAAGCAAGAUUUUUUGGAAGAAACAAACUUCACAACAGAUGCAAUCAUCCGACAAUCACCAUUUAACAUCAAAGCACGUGCCAAUAUUCCAGCUCUGAACAGAUUUUUUGAAAGGAAAAAACUUGACGAAUCACCACGUAAUCAACUGUUCUCGGCAAAAAUUAUUUAUUUAUUGCAUAAAUGGUUUGCUUAUAUACCGCUUUGGUCUGGAAUGUUGGUUGGAUUUUACGAAAGAUAUGCAAAAGAUAAAACACCUGCUACAACAAAUCAAUGGGAAUUUGGUUGUGGUCGAGUGUCGAAUGCUUCAAUCGAGACUUAUUUUCGAACUAUAAAAUCAUCUGUAUUAGAACAUCACACUACUUUGCGACCAAAUGACUUUCUUAUGCGAAUUCAUAAUCAUGUGUUAGCUCGAAUGAAAGGUGACCAAUUUGAUGUCGCGCAAACAUCACACGGUCGGAAAAAGAAGAAAAAUGAAGCAGAUGACUUGAACAUACUGGAUAAAUGGAAACGAAGACAUAAGAAGAAUCCAAAAGCUGGUAAACAAACGUCUCAUUUCAAUGACAACGUCAGUAAAACGGUUGCGUCUAAAAUAGCGAAAGGAAGAAAUGAAGCAAUCGUAUCUGAUCGCAAUUUAAGUCCAUCGAACCAAGUCUGUUUUUCUUCCAAAAAGACAACAAAUUUCGACGAUCCAGAUUCCGAUAAAUCAGUCAGCUCUUCCAAUGAUUGUUCAGUUGGAUUUUCUGUUCUCUCGUCACAAAUGCCACGUAUAAUCGACGUAAACACUUGCAGUCCUAAAGCAAAUUCACCAUCUCCAUCGCCCAUCAAAAUCGAUGCGCCCGCGAUCACGUAUCCUUCUUCUUCUGAUAACAUCUUUUUAGCCUUGUCAGAUAUCACUGAGUCGCAUUUAUCACGAGCAACCAAUUCAAAACGUUUACAUUCUUCAUCAAAUAGUGACGGCUCUAUUACCGCAGAGCAAACAUCGAAACAACCCUGUCUGAGGAUAAACAAGCAUAUAUCACCUCAUACAACCCAAAGUAACCUACUUCACAAUACUAAAGACAAUCGAACAACUACAAUCGGUACUCUUGAGCUUACAUGGCCUUCAUAUGGAAUUGAAAAUGGAACAUAUGCAGAUGAAUGUUAUUUUAUAUUUCACACUUGCACUAUUGAUACAGGUCUUUUUAUCUUAUAUCACGCAUACAAGGCUCACUCGAACGACUUUCGCAAUCUUUUUACAUCUGACGAACUUGGUAUUUUCAAAAUUAUUCGCCGUACAUUUCAUCUGGUUGAGACAGAAGGAUGGACUGUAGCGCGUCUGUACUGGCUUACUGAACACAAUCUUCUUACGAAUAAACACCGAAGUGGGAAAUAUGAUCUUAUGAAUACUAUGGAAGCUAUUGUCUUUCAAUUCAUCAAGCCCAUGCAAACAUUUCCUGUGACGUCCAAAUGCUCAUGCACUGUCUGUCCGAAACGAAUCCGUGAACACAUAAGUAUGGAUAUAUCACUAGUAACAAGAGAACAUCCAUGCAGAGCGGAUCUUGGGCAUAUUAAACCGCGAAAAUACCCAGCAAAAUAUUCUGUUGAUGACAAGUUUCCAGUCGUGGAUCUAGAGACGAAUGUUACUCGUACAGAAAAGCGUUACAUAUGUGAAGCGAAUCGAAUAAUUGACAUAGCAAAGCUUGUACAUAAAUCACCGUUUCUUAUUGUUGAUGUCGGAUUCGAUCUUGCAUCUAUGAGAGAUUCACCAGAUCCACUCUAUAUUGGUGAAUAUACUUAUAAUCUCUCUGCGGCUAUCAAUAAUACGAAUCAACAUUUUACAGCAGUCAUCAAGAUGAAAGACGGCACUUAUUAUCAUUUUGACGAUACACAUCCUAAAGGAUGUGUUAGUCAUGACGGUCGCAUUCUCGUCGAAUUAGCAUUGUAUGUGCUAGAACUAUACUAA
Molecule: messenger RNA, 3726 nt
Organism: Adineta ricciae
Lineage: Eukaryota; Metazoa; Rotifera; Eurotatoria; Adinetida; Adinetidae
Source: the annotation of a GenBank genome assembly